Panicum hallii is the source of this 1409-nucleotide messenger RNA. Its product is annotated as putative 12-oxophytodienoate reductase 11. The record is from RefSeq and is a predicted model, not a curated record. The transcript has 5 exons. Gene Ontology annotation, molecular function: oxidoreductase activity; FMN binding. The coding region runs from base 112 to 1248 and encodes 378 amino acids. NCBI's taxonomy places the organism in Eukaryota, Viridiplantae, Streptophyta, Magnoliopsida, Poales, Poaceae.
CUGUCGCCUACUCUGCUUGUCCACUUUGUCCAAGAAUUCGAUCGGCCUGUUGAUGAUCUGAUCGAGUGCGGUCGAGAAGAAGAACAGGUCGAUCAUCGGAGCAUCAAGAAGAUGGGUGACGACAAUGGCGAAGCAGGCAAGGACGACACCACGAUCCCUCUCCUCACUCCCUACAAGAUGGGCCGCUUCCAGCUCUCCCACAGGGUGGUUCUUGCUCCCCUGACACGGUGCCGGUCCUUCGGCUACGUGCCGCAGCCGCACGCCGCCGUGUACUACGCCCAGCGCGCCACCGAGGGCGGCCUCCUCAUCGCCGAGGCCACCGGAGUCUCGCACUCCGCCCAGGGGUACCCAGACAGCCCUGGCAUCUGGACACGGGAGCAGGUGGAGGCCUGGAAGCCGGUCGUCGACGCCGUGCACGCCAAGGGCGGGGUGUUCUUCUGCCAGAUAUGGCACACCGGCAGAGCCUCCAACUACCAGUUCCAGCCGAACGGGCAGGCGCCCGUCUCCAGCACCGACAGGCCCAUCGCGCCGACGAAAAGCGAGGACGGCCUGUCGGUGACAACCUACCCCGUGCCGAGGCGGCUGGCGGCUGAAGAGAUCCCUGCUGUCGUCGAAGACUUCAGGAUCGCCGCCCGGAACGCCAUUGAAGCCGGGUUCGACGGCGUGGAGAUCCACGGGGCGCACGGCUACCUGAUCGACCAGUUCCUCAAGGACGGCGUCAACGACCGCGCUGACGAGUACGGCGGCGGCCUGGCCAACCGCUGCCGCUUCGCGCUCGAGGUCGUGGCGGCCGUGGCGCGCGAGGUCGGCGCGGGCCGCGUUGGCGUCCGGCUCUCGCCCUACACCCAGCACAUGGACGCGGCGGACUCGGACCCGGACGCGCUCGGCCUGCACAUGGCGCGCGCGCUCGGCGGCAUGGGCGUGCUCUACCUCCACGCCGUGGAGCCGCGCAUGGUGCGGCCCCAGGAGCGAGGGGAGACGCGGCGCAGCCUGCGGCCGAUGCGGAACGCGUUCCGCGGCACGUUCGUCGCCGCCGGCGCGUACACGAGGGAGGACGGCAGCCGCGCGGUCGCCGACGGGUACGCCGACCUGGUGGCGUACGGGCGGCUGUUCCUGGCGAACCCGGACCUGCCACGGCGGUUCGAGCUGGACGCGCCGCUCAACAAGUACGACAGGAAGACGUUCUACACGUCGGACCCCGUGAUCGGGUAUACGGACUACCCGUUCCUUGACGAUCUUCCCAAGUGAAGUUGCAAAUGAGUUGUGCUGUUGUCUGGUAUACCGUUUUAUAGGUCUACAUGUUAUAUUAUAAUGAUUUGGCAAGCAACAUCUACAAUAAGUCCAUCGAUUAUGCGUAUGCAUGUGUAAUGUGGCUUGCCAAAAAAAAUAUACCCAUCCGAGUUAUAUCA